CGUUCAGUCCAUCGUUGGCCCUCACUGGUUCAGGUUGCACUGGCAGUGGCUCGAACACGGACAAUACGUGCGCCCCGUCCCGGGUCCAGGAGGGAAGGCAGUCCCGCCGUAUAAAACCAGAAACCGUUUGGCCAUUAGGUAACAUUCUGUUGUGUAACCUCGUUCGGAUAGCAUUGAUCUUGAACGCCUCAUCCGAGAGCACACUGUCCAGUGGCCGUUGAGCAUCUCACCAGGCCAGGGAAUCUUUCCAGGAGUACGAACAACGCGAUACUGUUGAUUGAAGAAUAGUUGUGCGGAAUAGUGGAAAAACAAGCGUGGCAAAGUUAAAAUCCACUGACGAGUAGAGACUAGUAACGAAAAGUGGAAGUGCACUGUUUCGGUUUUUCAUUCGUAAUUCCUAACAUAUUUUUAAGUGCUUGAACGUGUUGCAAUCGUGGAUGUAACAAAAAGUGAGCGUUGUUUCUUUUCAGUUUGUUAAUCGCGAAUCGUUCGAAAACCGUUAAGUAAACAAAUCGAUCCGUUCGUAGAUAGUGGUUAACGCCAACGACGUGGAAACUAUGAGAGUUUUAUUAACAUAUUGGCUGAUAGCGAUAUGUGUGUGUUUAAUUAGUGCACUGCCAAAGCAGCGAUUGUCGGCUCUCGAUGGCGCCGGCGAUCGCAACUUGGUUGGCCUCUCGACCAACGUCAUCACGACCAGUUUACUGAAGGGAAGCAUCGAUUCUAACACGAAUCAGGUGUUCUCCCCGAUCGGAUUCUCUUCGAUCCUGGCCAUGAUCAGCGAAGGCACGGAAGGUCAGGCACUGCAGGAGUACUACGAUGUGUUCAAGUUCCCGAAUGAUCGGGCUGCAAUACGUCUUGCAUUCGACCAGUCGCUGAAAAGAUUGCACUCACAAAAUCCGUCCAAUGAGCCGCAGUUCAAAAGUUGGUUCUACAUCUACAAGAACAACACGGUAAAGCAGGAUUUUAGAAGUAAACUGCUGAACAACUACUACGUCGAUGUGCGAGAUAUUGAACGCAAUGACUAUAACUUUGAUGAACCGAAAACUUCGGUGGGACCGAUAGAACCUAGUGAUCCUCCAGCAGUGUCUAACCCGGUUGUCCCGUCCAACAAUAACAGCAAAGACAUUGUCGAGUUCGAAGAAUUGAAGAUCAAGUCCGUUCCGGCUGUUAUCGAUAACGUGCGAGCUGAGGUAGAAAUUGCCACCAAGUACGACGUGGUGGAUGAGGAUGAGAAUCCGAAGUUUGACAAAAACAUCGACGAUAAGUUCUACGUGGAACCGACCCAGAUCAAGGAGGAACUUGCCAAGCAGAAGGACGAACAAACCAACGAAGUGUUGGACGGACCGGUGGUGAAACCUAUGGAAGACCGAGUCGAUCAUUUCGUACUGGAUAAACCGAAAAAGAUUGGUCUGUCGCUGAAGAGGUUGGACGACGACGAUGACGAGAUUAUGCAUGCGGUCGAGAGUCAGGUUUCAAGAAGAAGGUUCAACGUAAGACGCUCAUUCCUAUCGGGCGAUAUUGCUUCGGCACUCAGCGGUAACUCGUUGGUUGGCCGAAAGGCGAACACAAAAGACGGAGAGGACGAAUCGAAGAUGCUACUGUUCAACGGACUUUACUACCGCGGAAGCUGGGCUACUCCUUUCCAGAUGAAAUCCGAGCAAGGACGAUUCUCAUUAAAUGGCGAAGAGAAACGAGUGAUGACAAUGAAAACCGAGGGCAUCUUUGGAGUUGGAUCAAGUCAGGAGUUAGACGCUAGGUUCAUUGAGCUGCCAUACAAUAACACCCGAUACACUCUGCUCGUGAUGGUGCCCAACAAACCGGAUGGCGUUAAAGAUCUGAUCAAAAACUUGCACUACAACAGUCUGAGCAGUGCUCAGAAAAGUCUCCAACAGCAGCCGAUUCAAGUCAGUUUACCCAAGUUCCACAUCGACAGUACAAGCCGAGCGGAGAAAGCACUUGCUAAGCUGGGUCUCAUCACCAUGUUCACAUCCAAGGCCGAUCUCAGCGGAAUUACGGACGAACAGAAGAUUCACGUUGACGAACUGGUACAGCAUGUGUCCAUACGGGUUGAUGAAGGUGCCAGCAGUGAGUUGUCUCUGUCCGCUAGCGAUGCUGUCGAAUCGAAGGCUACACCCGAGGAUCAGGAAACGCUGGAGGAAUUCGUAGUCGAUCGGCCAUUCGUGUUCUUCGUGCGUGAUACUGUAGACGAUUUGGUGAUCGUUGCUGGCAAAAUUACCGACGUCCCACAAGCGGCAGAGUGAAGAACUGUUCGCAGUCAGCACUCUUGCGUUAGGCUAGUGAAAGUUUAUAAUUAACGUUUUAGUUAAGCCGGUAUCCCACUUUCUUGAGUGCACUUGAAAUUGCAUUCAUCAGCAUUUUCAUGGUAGCCAUUAGCUAGAAACUCAACUCCACAAAAUUCCUACCCAAAACUCCUUCACACAGAUAAAGCUUGCUUAAAGGAACACAACUUCGCACAGCUAAAUGCACUUAUUUUCACGAAACCAAAAUUAUGCUUUUUUCUCAGCAGUGUUUAUCGUUAUCGAACAGCGCAGGCAAAUAAUUCAACUAAAGGAAACUUGGAAUCGCUCCGUCGAGGAAAGAACAAUCGAAAAUUGAAAUUUCCCAUCUUGUGCAAAAAAGAAUCAUAAGAUAGGGAUAAUUUGUACAGAACAACAAACGAUUUCCGGUGCGGGCAUCUCGUGAGUUCUUGAAGCCGCCUACCAGAAUCGGUUAAAAAUUCGCCGCUGGUUAAUGAUCACCGAGAAAAAAAUGAAAAUUACGUUCGCUAAUACGUUGCUAAUCAGAAGAACUUAAUUCAUAAAACCAAUCCAGUAUUGGAAAAUGUCGGAAAAUACCUUCAAUAACGACUAGAAAGAAGUACGUAUCAACAACGAAGACGGCAAUUAAUCUUUCCAAAAUAUGGUCCAGUUAUUUUGGAAUUGCAUUGAAAUGACAAGAACCUCGAGAGUCCGCCAUAGCAACACAUAGUAGGCCUAUCACAAAUCAGCUGACGAUACGUUUCUACGAGCACUGUUGAAGGAAGUCAUGCACACACACAUAUCCGAUGAAUGCAGUUUCGAACUCAGACUACUGUUUACUUAUGUACUACUAAAUGAACAAAUAGGAUUAGAUUAUUUAUGUAAAAUCUUAAUUUAUUUUUUAAUAUCGGAAAAAUAAAUUUAUUUUUUUAAUUUUCAA
This is a messenger RNA of Malaya genurostris, 3198 nucleotides long. RefSeq names its product antitrypsin. The transcript is spliced from 7 exons. Lineage: Eukaryota; Metazoa; Arthropoda; Insecta; Diptera; Culicidae. Gene Ontology annotation, molecular function: serine-type endopeptidase inhibitor activity. The record is from RefSeq and is a predicted model, not a curated record. Bases 558 to 2261 code for a protein of 567 amino acids.